Messenger RNA from Prosopis cineraria, 1671 nucleotides. Its product is annotated as polygalacturonase-like. Gene Ontology annotation, biological process: carbohydrate metabolic process. The transcript is spliced from 5 exons. Gene Ontology annotation, molecular function: polygalacturonase activity. Bases 215 to 1495 code for a protein of 426 amino acids. The record is from RefSeq and is a predicted model, not a curated record. Lineage: Eukaryota; Viridiplantae; Streptophyta; Magnoliopsida; Fabales; Fabaceae.
CGGGAUCAUUUCCCUCAUAUUUUCGUGAAAGCCUCCCCAAAGGAUACGUAAAGAGGGACUAUAUUUUCCCCAUUUCAAGUCCUAGCCUCCAUUCCCAGGAGGCUACGACGUGCUUCAAAAGACAUAUUUAUACACAGAAAAAGAAGAAGAUCGAUCCAUAUAUUCGCACACAUCAACAGCAAAAGGGGUUUGAGGAAUCGAAGUGCAAUAUAUAAUGGACAAUGCAGGAAGAGCAAUCGUUCUUGCAUUGUGCAUUACUCUGGUGUGUUGUGAUGACAAUGGUGGUGGUGGAGGUAAAAGGAAAAUACCAGUCGCGGGGCCAGACCUAUUCAAGGGUAUUAAUUUAGCCAAGGACACUCUUGUUGCUGGUGAGAAAAUUUUCAACGUCAUGACUUUUGGGGCCAAGCCUGACGGCAAGAGUGACAGCACUCAGGGUUUCAUGCAAGCAUGGCAAUCAACCUGCAAAUCCCCAACGCCUGCGAGGAUGUACGUGCCAGCAGGUUCUUUCUUGGUUGAUUCAAUGUUCUUCCAAGGGCCAUGCAGCAAUCCAAGAGGCAUCACAGUUCAAGUUGAAGGAACCGUUUUGGCUUCCACAGAUCCAUCUGUGUAUGAGAAUGGCGAAUGGCUCAUGUUCGAAAACCUCGUUGGCAUCAAACUCAUUGGUGGCGGUACCUUCGACGGUCAGGGCAAGUCUUUCUGGGAAUUCAACGUCGACUGUGACAAAAACUCUGGCAGUACAUGCGUCAGACUCCCCAGCAGCAUAUUCUUCAACAACGUGACUAAUGGACUGAUACAGAACAUCAAGUCUUCGAACUCCAAAGGCUUUCACAUCUUCAUCACAAACUCUGCAAACAUCAGAGUACGGAAAGUUAAGCUGAUUGCACCCGAUGAUAGCCCCAACACCGAUGGCAUUCAUAUAAGCCACUCCAUCAAUAUCAUUGCCUCCAGGAAUACCAUUGGAACAGGAGAUGACUGUGUUUCUAUCAUUCAAGGAGUCAAGAAUGUCGCCAUCAACAGACUCACCUGCGGCCCUGGACAUGGCAUCAGUAUUGGUAGCCUUGGGAAGUAUGAGGAUGAGCUGGAGGUGAGCAACAUUCAAGUGCAGGACAGCACCUUGGUGGGUACAACCAAUGGUCUGAGACUCAAAGCAUGGCCGGAUAAGUAUCCUGGAGCGGCUUCGUCCAUAUUCUUCUCUGGCAUUGCAAUGAACAAUGUUAAAAACCCCAUUAUCAUUGAUGAACAGUACCAAUGCGAUCCUGAAAACUGCAAAGCCAAGCCAUCAUUGGUGAAGCUGAGCAACAUACAUUUUUCAAAUAUAAGGGGUACAUCAUCAUCACCAAUCGGAGUGGACUUAAGGUGCAGCGAACUGUUCCCAUGCCAAAACGUUGUGCUUUCUAACAUUGACCUUAAGAUGGGAGGCAAACCUGUCACCAGCAGAUGUGUCAGUGUCAAACCCUCCUAUGUCGGCAUAAAUACCCCAUUGCCUUGUUCUUAAUAAUUAGGCCAAUCUUCUUAUUAUCAUAUAGCGAGGAAGGGAAUGAGGGACAGAUUGGGGGGGUCAACGGGAGCUUAUUCUUGUAGCAGCACCAGUACAGUACAGAUAAUGCCUAUCUCAAAAAUGUGUCGAUUCUAUAUGAUGAAAUGGGGAAAAUGUCCUAUUCUUUCGAUUUA